Molecule: messenger RNA, 10054 nt
Organism: Passer domesticus (house sparrow)
Lineage: Eukaryota; Metazoa; Chordata; Aves; Passeriformes; Passeridae
Product: gamma-aminobutyric acid receptor subunit alpha-3-like
Exons: 11
Coding region: 285-1763 (492 amino acids)
Biological process (GO): nervous system process; chloride transmembrane transport; synaptic transmission, GABAergic
Cellular component (GO): plasma membrane; postsynapse; neuron projection
Molecular function (GO): inhibitory extracellular ligand-gated monoatomic ion channel activity; GABA-A receptor activity; benzodiazepine receptor activity
Source: RefSeq, a predicted model, not a curated record
CGCGGGGAGGAGGAGGAGGAGGAAGGCGGGGGGAUGCUGCUCCCCUCCCUCCCUGCCUCGCUGUCUGCCUGGCUGGCCGCGGCCGGAGCAGCGCGCAGGCGGCACGGGCAGCCCGGCCGGGCGGCACGGCGGGCUGGGCGCGGAGCCCUGCGCAGCGCUGCGGAGCCCGGCGGGCUCCGGCCGCCCCCCGAGCCCCCCGCCGGGGCAGCGGGCGCCGUGCCCUUCUGGGGAGUGCAAAGAAGAAACCAGCAGGUGCUGAGGCAGGACCAGCCCACAACUGGAAGAUGCUACUUGUGGUUCAGGUUUGGAGGCUCAUUUUGCAGUGGCUGCACGCUGCCACCAUGGCACCGAGGCUCCCAGGAAUGGGGCCCUUCUCCCUCCUCAGCCUUGGAGUCCUGGUCCUGCUCCUGGCUCUCCCUGCUGAUGCUGGGCUCUCUCAGAAGCACGUUUCGGACGUCGUGGACGACAGCAAGGACAACAUCACCAUUUUCACACGCAUCCUGGACAGGCUCCUGGACGGCUACGACAACCGCCUGCGGCCUGGCCUCGGAGACAGUGUAACUGAAGUCAAGACAGACAUUUACGUGACGAGUUUCGGCCCUGUCUCGGACACAGACAUGGAAUACACCAUUGAUGUCUUUUUCCGACAAUCCUGGAGAGAUGAAAGGCUGAAGUUUGAUGGUCCCAUGAAAAUCCUUCCCCUGAACAACCUGCUGGCCAGUAAGAUCUGGACUCCUGACACUUUCUUCCACAACGGGAAGAAAUCUGUUGCCCACAACAUGACCACCCCCAACAAGCUGCUGCGCCUGGUGGACAACGGCACCCUCCUGUACACCAUGAGGCUGACCAUCCACGCCGAGUGCCCCAUGCACCUGGAGGACUUCCCCAUGGACGUGCACGCCUGCCCCCUGAAAUUUGGGAGCUAUGCCUACACAAAGACAGAGGUGAUCUACACCUGGACCCUGGGGAAGGAUAAAUCUGUGGAAGUAGCCAAGGGUGGAUCUCGCCUGAACCAGUAUGACCUGCUGGGCCACGUGGUUGGGACAGAGAUGGUUCGAUCCAGCACAGGGGAAUACGUCGUCAUGACCACGCACUUCCACCUCAAGAGGAAGAUUGGCUACUUUGUGAUCCAGACCUACCUGCCCUGCAUCAUGACUGUCAUCCUGUCCCAGGUCUCCUUCUGGCUCAACAGGGAGUCCGUCCCUGCCCGCACGGUUUUUGGUGUCACCACGGUGCUCACCAUGACCACACUAAGCAUCAGCGCCAGAAACUCCUUACCCAAAGUGGCGUACGCGACGGCCAUGGACUGGUUCAUAGCCGUCUGUUAUGCCUUUGUGUUUUCUGCGCUGAUCGAGUUCGCCACCGUCAACUACUUCACCAAGCGCAGCUGGGCCUGGGAUGGCAAGAAGGUGCUGGAGGCCCAGGAGAUGAAGAAAAAAGAGCCGGUGGCGCUGGCCAAGAAAACCAACAACACCUACAACAUCGUUGGCACCACCUACGCCCUGAACAUCUCCAAGGAACCCGGCCUGCCCACCAUCUCCAAGAGUGCUGCUGCCACUGCCACUGCCACCAGCGUGCCCCCCAAGAUGCCCCGCCUGGAGGAGAAGCUCCCCGAGAGCAAGAAGACCUACAACAGCGUCAGCAAGGUAGACAAGAUGUCCCGCAUCGUCUUCCCAGUCCUCUUUGCCAUUUUCAACUUGGUCUACUGGGCCACCUAUGUGAACCGGGAGUCGGCUAUCAAGGGAAUGAUCCCCAAACAAUAAAACAGGUCACACAAACCUUCCAUCUGUGAGCAUCAUCCCAGCAGGAAUUCUCCAGGGCUUUCUUCUUUUCUUGUUUUGUUUAAUUAUUAUUGUUCAGUUGAUAUUAUGAUUAUGAUUAUUAUUUCACUCUUUUAUAAUGUAAACAAAACUGUGAUUUUAAUUUAAUCCCAUAUAUACUUUGGUUUUGUUUACUUUGAUGAUGAAAGCUAAAAAAAAAUAAUAAGGGAUCAUAACAAGUUGUGCCUCUAACAUCUUAAGUCUGCUGUCACCCAUCCAACCAAGUCCCCCUGUGCUGCCAUCUCUCCUCUGCCACCUCCUGUGGUCCCCAUGCUCUUCAUGCCUCUGCCAUUUCAUGCUGUGGGGCUCCUCCUCCUCUGAGAUGUGCUGCCCUGGCAUGGGGGAUGCUCCUGACACCUGGCUGCAGGGUGUGUCAGUCACUCAGCCAGGCUCCUUUCAGUGCCUGGCACUUCGUGCUGGGUCCUGCACCUGGGCUGUGAAUUCAGGUGAGCUGGUCACCUGUGGGGACAGGGGAGCAGCCUGGCAUGGGCCAGAUUGUGGCCCAGGUGGGGCAAUCCUACCACUGCUGUGGUCCCCAGAGCCAUUGCAGGGCUGGCAGCAUCUUGUAGGCAUUGCAGGUCUUCUUCCUGUCUGUCUUCACCAAACCCAGCUGGUUUUGUCUCUCCAGAGCAGAAAGGUCCUGUCUGGCUGGCAUCCUGCAGUCUUGGGGCAGUUCAUGUUAGCAGGAAUUGUGGUUCCCAUCAGAGAAAUCAUUUUCCUCAGCAUCAGUCAGGCAGAAGCUUUACAAAGCCUUGGAGGAGACGGCAGCUGUGGGGCUGCAUGCACCCAGCAGCAGGACUGGGAACCACAGAGCCCCUGCUCAGGUGGAUGGUCUGUCACUUUCUUAUGGCCCCAUCCACUUAUCCUUCUCAGCAGAUCCUCUCUGUCCCAGCCCCUUCUUCCAGCUUCCCCUUCCCACGGCUGCUCAGCAGCCCUCGUGGGUGCCUCAGUGCUCACACCUGGGUUUAGGCAGGGAUGCUCCCUCCUCCCGUAUCUGAUGGGCAGCAGCACAGCCUGGGGCAGCCCAGCUCGUGUAAAUCCCUGCUGCAGUGCAGGAUGGUCACAGUGGGACCUGGCACAGGGAUGAGCCAGGGCAUGGGUGGUCCCCAAGACUCUCCCUGCCCCUGGUGAGCUGGUGCAUCCUCAGCACCACGGAAAACAGCAGAAGGGGCUCUCUGGAAGAGCAGGGUGACACUGCUGUCCCACAGAGCCACCUGAGCCAGGUGCCAUCCCACAAAGCAGCUGAGGUAAGGCCCAGUCUAACACUGCACACUCCUGCAAGGAGAGCCCUCCAGUGCCUUGGAGAGAGGCUUUUUCUCCCUUCCUGACCACCACAGUGGACCCAAACUGGUGUUUGUCCCUUUCCCAGCACAACGUGGUGACAUCCAAGCCAUCUGUUCCCGGAUCCAUGGGCACACUGUCCUGCAAGGAUCAUCCUGUGCCUGAUAUUCCUCGGGGCAGCACAGUCCUGCUGCCACAGAGGGGUGCACCCCCUCUUCCUUAGGCCUCCUCUGGCUGCCCCCCAGAGCUGCCCCCAGCACGUUUUGGGCUCCUGCAGCCAAGCCAAGGCCCCAGCACCCCCAGGGUGAUGCCUUCAGCAUUGCUUUGGGCCCUGUGCCAGGCUGAGCUUCCCCUGCCCGUGCAGGAGCAGGGCUGAGCACAAGGCACAGGAUUUGCCCCACCUGGAACAUCCAUGGGGGAUAGUCAGGAUGGAGUGAGGGAGGCCAGGGCACGCUGUCCUGCAGGGGGUGGCACUGGUGCAUGUCCUGCCUGUCCCUUACCAACCUCCUGGCUCAACAGCAGUGCAGUCACUCCCCCUGCCCACAGCUGAGAUCUGCAGAGCAGUUUGGAGAUGUUUAGCCCAGUCCCAGUCCCACAAGCACAUCCACAUGGCUGGCAACACUGGGAAGGAGGAACCAGACCCUGCCCCCCAAAUUGCUGCUGAGGAAACCAGCUCUGUCCACAUCCUCUCUCACGGUAUCUGCACCCCAAACCAUGUCAUUUCCACAGUGCCUUCCAUCCCAGGGGCUCCCUCUGGCUGGGAAGACCCAGGAGCUCUCCCACUCUGCCUGCAGCAUCAGGGUGCAGGAGCAGAGGGGAGGGUGCACCACCCCAGCCCUUCUGCUGGGCAGGAAGGACAUCCUGGCUGCUUUGGCACCUGGUUCUGCCUGCUGGGCAUCCUGCUGCUGCUGCAGCCACCCCACUGUGACACCCCAGCUGCCCCAUCACUGCCCGGACGUGUCCCCAAGCCCCCAAGGCACUCCCACACUCCCUCCAGCAGUGAGUUCCCUUCCAGUUCCCUUCCUGCCACCCUUCUGCUCCCUGGGCUCUGCACCAGGAAGGGCUACAGCUGUCUGGUUUAGAAACAUUUUCUUAAAUAAGCUAGAUGAAGGGUCUCAUAAAACAUUCAUGUCACUACAAUACUCAGGCCUAAGUGAAUGGAAUAGAAACCCUACAACAAGCAAAGCCAACACAAUAAAAUGGUCACAAAAGUAUGUUGUGUUUACUAAUGGAAUUACAGCAAGUUUAAAUACUGCAUCCAAUGACUUAGCUGACUUAGCUGGCCCUGAUGCAGAGGGAGUUUCCUCUGCUAGCCUGGGAAUUCCCAAAAAUCCCUUUUUCCCUAAGAGCUACGUUGCUGUCUGUCAGUGCCUGUUUUGUAGAGCUCUCCAUAAACUGUCACAGAAUCAUAGAAUUAAUUAGGUUGGAAAAGACCUUUAGGAUCCUCUAGUCCAACCUAUGACCUAACACCUCCUCAUCAACUUAACCAUGACACCAAGUGUCACAUCCAGGCUUUUUUUAAACAUCCAGGGACUGUGCCUCCACCACCCCCCUGGGCAGACGAUUCCAGUGCCCAGUCACUCUUUCAGUGAAGAAUUUCUUUCUAACAUCUAACCUAAACUUCUCCUGGCACAGCUGGAGGCUGUGUGCUCUGGUUGUGUCAGUGCUGCUGCAGAGAGAGCCCAGCCCCAGCUGAGCACAGGCACCUUCCAGGGGCUGUGCAGAGUGAUGAGGGCACCCUUGGGUCUCCUUUUCUCCAGGGGAGCACCCCCAGCUCCCUCAGGGGCUCCUCUCAGGGUUUGUGUUCCCAGCCUCGUUGCCUCGUCUGGACACAUUCAGGAAUCUCAACAUCCUUCCCAAACUGAGGGGCCAGGACUGGACACAGUAAUGUGUCUCUUACCAUCAGCCCCAAGCACCCUGGGACUCCUUUGCUGCCUGCCCAGGUCGGGUGGGCUCAGUGCUGAGGGCUGAUGCCCAGGAGAGGGGCUGGGUCUCCUGAAGUGCUGCACACAGCAGUGGGGCAGUGCUGAGCCUCCUCCCUCCUUCCUGCAGUGAUCCAGUCACCCUGGGGUGAAUUCCUGCCUGUCCCUCCCCUCUUGUCCCUGCCCAGGACACUGACACUGAUGUGGCUUGCCCGUGACACCCAUCUGCUGGCUCUUCCACACACGGGGCCUGAUAAAGGCUGCCUUCCUGUGCCUCUGGGAGCACGCCUCGAAAGCCAAGUCUGUUCCCAACCAAAGCCUGGCAUGGGCUCUGAGUGUCUCUGCCAGCUGGAAGCUGAAAUACCGGCAUCCUUUGGUUAAAGACAACAAACCAAACAGGAUUUCUAGUUUGGCUUCCAAGCAGGAAGGCAUUUUGGGAAGAUAGUUAUAAAUAAGUGGUUUAACAUCUCCUGCCAGCAGACAUCACAGAGAAGAUAAUGUUCUUUUUUUAUAAAACUGUCAGUGACUCAAAUUAGGACUUUUCCCUCCCAGUUAACACGAGGCUGUUGAUGGGGGCUUCUUCUCAGUGCUUGCCAGGCCAGAGCUAAUCCAGCAUCAAUUACUGCAGUUUUAGGCUUGCUGUGAUAGCAUAUAAGGGUUCCAUUUUUAUAGCUGAUCUGUGUAGAAAUUCAUCUGUAUAUGACCACUGAUAAUCUAACCCACAGUUGUGCAGAGAGUGGACACUGUGAACCUCAAGACUCCAGUAUUUAUUUUCUUCUGUCAAGGCCCAAACUUCCUUGACUUGAAGAGACUCUCCCAGGCAGGGAUUGGAAGUCUUUUGGGGUGCUAAAAAUGAGCUGUUGGUCUGUUUUGCAGCUCGCACCACCUGGAAAACACACAGUGCAGUCCUUCAUUCCUGCUGGAAAUGUCAGAGGGACAUUUUGGCUCUGGCAGCUCACCCCUUCCCUCUUCUGAAACUGCACUUGGGAAGAGCACUGAGCCUAGGGAGGCAGGGACAGCUCCUCUGGGGUCCCUCAGCAGGCAGGGACAGCAGCAUGUGGUCACUGAGGGCUCCACUUUGGUGUCAGCGUGGAGAGCAUCCCUGUGGGGUGACAGGAGAGGGCUGGGCAGAGGUGGUCCCUCAGUGCCACCUGUUCUCCUAAGGGUCUGAUGAAGUCACCCUCACAGAAUUUUUGAAAGCUUCUCAAGCAUCACCCAGCACUCAAGACAGAUCUUCCCCCCUCUGCUUUGUGCACCCAGCUCAGCCCAGGCACAGCUGGCAGCACAGUGUCCCCUGUCCUGCUCCCUGCCAGCUCGGUGGCACUGGCAGCUCCUGCUCUGUUUGCUGCAGGACAUCCCUGUGUGAGCAGACCCCGGGCUGUUCCCAGGCACAAGAUUGUCCCCAGCCUGUCCCUGCUGGCCCAUCCCAGGGGCACCAGCUGCAUCCAUUUCUCAUCCUUGAUUUCUUCUGUCAGUGUGCUGGAUUCCUUCCAGCUGUCCCUGGGGGAGGAUCAAUCCCAUCCCAGGAAAGGGUUUCUCCUGCUGCAGGUCACCUCUCCUAGGAAGAGCCUCUGCCCUGCUGAGAACCUCUGAGACCUUCAGAGGCCUGGGGCUGCUGCCUCUGCCAGGGGUCCAGGAGAGCUCUGCAGCACAGAGGUGCCCUCCCAGCAGGAUUUCCUUGGGAAGGGUUUGGCAGGGAUGUGCAAGUGCUCCCCUGCCAUGUUCUUGGUCCUGGGAGUGGCAGAGAGCUGGGGUGGGCCUGUCCCAGGACACAGUUUCAGGCCCUCUUCCCCCAAAUUUUAUUCCUCCCUGGGGCCACACUUCAGCCCACCCGAUCAGACACUUGUGUGGAUUUUGCAGACUGCAGAGAAACAUUUCCAAUACUCCUGUUGAGGUUGGGGAGGGCUCAGCCAGGGCAAAGGACACAUUGAUGGAAACAUAAACGCUCUAUUAAUAUUAAAGUAGGACGAAAAAACACCCAAGCAACUCACCAAUCCUCUCCAUAUCAAGCUAAACUACUUCUGAAGGUAGUUUUGGCAAGAAGCCACAGCACAGAUGAGAUUGAUGGCUUCCAGGUAUAAAUAUUUACUGUUUGACCUUGUUAUUGUUCCAUCAGCCAAAGGUUUUUACAUAUUUAUAUAUUAAUAUAUAUAUACAUGCGUGUGUGUAUAUUUAUGCUCACAAACUUUACAUCUAAAUGUCAAACCUCUUUGUCUUUGAAAGAUAGAAUGGCCACUUUUAAUUAUUUUACUCCCCUCUCAUUUUCUUUGCUGAAUCUUCUAGAGUGAGCUGAACCCUCCCCACUGAGCUUUGGAGGGGAAUAAAGGGAGCAAGGGAGAAGAGCCUGCCCCCGCUCUGGGGGCUCAGUGCAGGCUUGUUGCACGAAGCAGGGUCAGGAAAACUUAGUCCCCAGUGUCCCAGCUGCUCCAACACAGCCCUUGUCCUGCCCUGGACACGGGCAUGUUCCUGAGAUGCCUUUCAACAGCUAAUUGCUCCUCAGCCCAUGGCACAACCAGGGAAUGAGCAGGGUGAGGUCUCCACCCUCAGUCUGCUUCAGGAGGGAGCACAGCACCUGGUGGGAUCCACUCCAGCUGUCCCUGGCCAGAGGAACACCUUGGCCUCUCUUGCCUAGCUUGGGGGAGUGCUGGCACCUGGCCCCUGCUUGCUGCUGCUCCAGGAGGGAUGCAGGGAUACCUGAGAGUGUGAGCAUUGCUGCUCCAGGAGGGAUGCAGGGACACCUGAGAGUGUGAGCAUUGCUGGUCUGGGAGGGAUGCAGGGACACCUGAGAGUGUGAGCAUUGCUGGUCUGGGAGGGAUGCAGGGACACCUGAGAGUGUGAGCAUUGCUGCUCCAGGAGGGAUGCAGGGACACCUGAGAGUGUGAGCAUUGCUGCUCCAGGAGGGAUGCAGGGACACCUGAGAGUGUGAGCAUUGCUGGUCUGGGAGGGAUGCAGGGAUACCUGAGAGUGUGAGCAUUGCUGGUCUGGGAGGGAUGCAGGGACACCUGAGAGUGUGAGCAUUGCUGGUCUGGGAGGGAUGCAGGGACACCUGAGAGUGUGAGCAUUGCUGGUCUGGGAGGGAUGCAGGGACACCUGAGAGUGUGAGCAUUGCUGGUCUGGGAGGGAUGCAGGGACACCUGAGAGUGUGAGCAUUGCUGCUCUAGGUGGGAUGCAGGGAUACCUGAGGGUGUGAGCACUGUGAGAGGUGCCAGUGGGAGCUGCUGUCCUGAUCUCAGCAUGAAUCAGGACCACACACAGAUCUCGGGUGGUCUGUGAGCAGUGGGGCCGUGCUGAGCAGCCCCUCACAGAGGCACCCAGCACCAGCUCCCUCAGCAUCACCCCUGACUCAGAGGAAGCAUUCAGUGAAGCUGCAAUUGCACUUGUAGCUCCUCUGUUCCCUCCUCUCCUGCUGGGGAGGGCCUGUGGCACUCAGCAGGGGGGGCCUUGAGGUGUCCCAGCCAGGAGAAUGAAGGAUGUCACCAAUUCUUGUCCUGGGUGUGUGCCUGCCUCCCAUCACAGGAAUCUGCUGCUUUACAGCCUUGGGUUUGGGCUGGUCCCAGCACUGGGCAUGUCAUCCUUCACCACGAGUGGGGUGAUGCUGGUGUUUGCUCGUGAAGCUCUAGGACAAAACAGGUUCUGGCUGUUCUGUCCUGUUCUGUCCUGUCCUGCUCCUCCCUGUCCCAUUCCCCACCAGGGCAGAUCUCUCCUGUACAAAACUUCACCAGUUCCAUCUGCCGAGAGAGGGAAGCCUGGCUUCAUGUUUGCUGCACAAGCCAGGGUGCUCCCACCGUCUUUGAAGGCUCUUGGCUCUUCUCUUCAGUGCUGCUUGAAGGCUCUGUCAGCUUGAUGAGACCAUUGGCUCGUGUUGCACUGUGAGCUGCACUCUGUCUCCCCUGAAAAGUCUGUCGGUGCCUCCUGCCUUUCUGCAAGGCACCCAGCAAAUGGAACAGCAGUCACACGUCAAAUGAUUUGAUUUUUGCAACCACAGAACGUAGGGGCAGAGCUGGGAAACCUGAGUCUCUGCCACACUGCCUUUGCCAGGCUGCAUUUAGAGUGGAAGGGUUCCUCCCUGCUGUCACGAGGGAGUUUCUCAGCCCCCCCAGUCCAGCCAGGUGGACUCGAGCAUCCCGUCACCAAGCAGAUUGUCACUGUCACCUGACUUGGGACAGCUGCAGGCAAAUGUCCUACCUGAAGGUGAGGGCACCAGCUGCUCCUUUAGUACAGAGGGUGGCACUAGCAGCAUGCCAGGGCAGCCCAUCCUGAAAAAGAGCACACCCAGCACAUCAGAGAACACAACCAUUGUCACUGCCUCGGGUCCAGUCUGUGUCCCUGCACGUCCUCAGCUUUGUUUUCCAUCUUGUGAGACUUUCUUUACUCCACUAUGAGAAAGGAUCUAGCUGGCAGCAGUUUAAUGCAUGACAAUCCUGUUAUUACAGCUGUAAAUAAAUAACAUCUAGGAGGAAAAAAGCAUUUUUAAAACUUUUUGUUGACUUAAUUUUCACUAUUGAGUAGCUGGUAGCCACUUUCUUAAGGGAUUUCUCAUGGAAACUGUGACCUUUAUUCUCUCUAUUUCUCUCUCUUCGUCUCUCUCUCUUUCUUUCUGAGAUUUUUUUCUGUGUUUCAAAUGCUUUUUGGUGCAAUGUUCAAUGCCUGUUUGUAUUUUUGAAUUGUAUUUUUCAACCUUUGCUGGAAAAAAGAAAAAAAAAGGCCCAUUCUAAUUGGCAGGAUUUUUAGUCCUGCCAUUUUUUUCAGCUUUUAGCUUUUUCAGUAAGUUAAAGCAACAGAAAAAUGCCUCAAAAAUUACAGUGAAGUUCUGAGGAGAGAUUAGAAAACAUCAGAAAAAAGAAGUACAUGAGUAAGAUCAGCAAGCUGAGUGGAGGAGGAGGAGGACUCUUGUGACACCUACUAACCUCCUGAUGUAGCACACAAGGUGGGACUAGACCUCUUCACUGAAUUGAAUCACUCUGCUGUUCCACUCUACCCACUCUCUCGAACUCCAAUCAAAACAAAUAAAAAUUCAUAUUUUAAAAAAAA